Molecule: messenger RNA, 1750 nt
Organism: Penicillium brasilianum
Lineage: Eukaryota; Fungi; Ascomycota; Eurotiomycetes; Eurotiales; Aspergillaceae
Source: the annotation of a GenBank genome assembly
CGCGUCUUCCCACCAACCCACUAACUUCAACCAAUAACUAUGCCACCAGUUCGCUCUGAAUCUCGGCAGAAAUUAGCCAAUCAAGAGGGCAAGAUCCUAUUAGCCCUAUCUGAUUUACAGGAAGGCCGUAUCCAAUCUAUUCGCGCGGCAGCUAAGCUAUACGAUAUACCUCGCUCUACUCUGCAGGACCGCGCUGAUGGCCGGCUAUCACGCGUUGAUAAACCACCAAAUGGGCGGAAGCUUACUCAAUUAGAAGAGGAUUCGCUUGUUGAAUGGAUAUUCUCUAUGGAUAAACGUGGAGCAGCGCCUAGGAAGGCUACUAUACGCGAGAUGGCCAAUAUCCUACUAGCUGCGCGCGGUAGCCACCCUUCGCCUACCGUUGGCGUGAAAUGGCCAGAUAAUCUUAUUAGCCGUCGCCCUAACCUUCGUAUGCGCGCAUCAAUACGAUAUGACUACCAACGCGCCCUAAACGAAGACCCAAAGCUUCUGCGAGAGUGGUUUCUUACCGUUCAACGCGUUAUCGAUGAGAACGGUAUACAACCGGAGGAUAUCUACAACUUUGAUGAGACAGGAUUUGCAAUGGGCCUUAUAUCUACACAGAAGGUUGUUACGCGGGCAGAAAUGUAUGGCAACGGCCGUCGCCUUCUUCAACCAGGAAAUCGCGAAUGGGUUACUGCGAUCGAGGCAAUUAGCGCUGAUGGCUAUUCGCUCCCGCCAUGCGUGAUUUUUAAAGCUAAGGUUGCUAUCGCUGGUUGGUUUAAUAACCUACCAAAAGAUUGGCGAAUCGAGGUCUCUACGAAUGGCUGGACUAGCGAUGAGAUUGGCCUACGUUGGCUACAAAAGCUCUUUAUCCCAUCAACAAAUUCGCGCGUACGCGGCCGAUUUCGGCUAUUAAUCCUUGAUGGUCAUAGUAGCCAUCUUACACCUCAAUUCGACCGAAUCUGCGCAGAAAACGACAUUAUACCUCUUUGUAUGCCUGCGCAUGCGUCGCAUCUAUUACAGCCAUUAGAUGUUGGCUGUUUUGCAGUGGUCAAAAGGGCAUACGGUCGCUUUGUGAGCGAUCUUGCCCGUCAAGGAUAUAACCAUAUCGAUAAAUUCGAUUUCUUAGAGGACUACCAACGCGCGCGGCUAGAGGCCUUCCAAAAACCAUCAACUAUUCAAAAUAGCUUCGCAGCCACUGGUCUAGUACCAAUCGAUGCAGAAAGGGUCCUUUCAAAGCUGAAUAUCUCUCUACGAACGCCUACGCCACCAAACAGCCGGCCAAGCAGCAGAUCUAGCCAAUUCACACCAAAAACGCCUAGGACCGUCCCCCAGCUAUUCAAGCAAGCUUCUUUGUUAAAAGAUCUAUUAGAUCAGCGGUCGCAAAGCCCUCCAAGCCCGAUCAAAACCGUGGUGGAUCAGAUGAUUAAGGGUGGCUAUCUAGCUUUGCAUACCGCUGCCCUACUUAGCCAGGAGAACGCCAAUCUACGCAUAGCCAAUGAGAAGAAGCGCCAGAAACGCCAGCGGUCAACUAGGCAGAUACCCUGCGAAGAGGGCCUAUCUGUUGAAGAAGCUAUACAGCUAGUUGGGCAGCUAAACCAGCCAGUGGAAGGUGAUAGGGUAGGAUCGCAUGAGCAGGGCGAAUUGCCUAAUCAGGCAAUUCAACCACGCCCUAGGGCGCCGCCUAGAUGUAGUGGGUGUGGGCAGAUUGGCCACAAAAUCAAUCGAUGUAUUAAUCUUUAGUAUUAGAAAAUUGAAUGCGUUUUGGUAG